AUGAACUUGAAAGUUGCAUUAAUUCUCUUUGGGAUAUUCUGCUUCAGCACCAUACCGAUACAAGUAGGUGCCAGAAAAGCUGCUUGCCACGACCCACUAUUUGGGAACUGCUUUGGCAUCCUUCACAACUGUCCCCCUGGUUGUCCUGGACAAUGUGAGGUUGAUUGCAGGAUCUGCAAGCCUUACUGUGCUUGUGAUAAGCCAGGAGCUGUUUGUCAGGACCCACGUUUCAUUGGAGGGGAUGGCAUCAUGUUUUACUUUCAUGGCGGGAAAGACAAGGAAUUUUGCUUGGUCUCUGAUUUCAACGUUCAUAUCAAUGCUCAUUUUAUUGGCAAGAAGGGUCAAAAGGGAAGAGACUUCACCUGGGUCCAAUCCAUUGGUAUCUUGUUCGGCUCUCAUCGGCUCUAUAUUGGAGCAGAAAGGGUUGCCAAGUGGAGGGAAUCAGUUGAACACAUGCGGAUCAAAUUAGACGGAAAAGAUGUCCCGCUGCUAGUGGGUGAAGGCCAAACAUGGCAGUCAUCAGAAGCUGGAUUAACUAUACAAAGGCAAGCAGAGACCAAUAAGGUGAGGCUCAGAGUCGAAGGGUUGCUUGAAAUAGUGGUGCGCGUGGUUCCCAUCACUUUAGAAGAAUCAAGGGUGCAUGGAUACAAUGUGACGGAGGAUGAUUGUUUUGCGCAUUUGGAGUUGAAUUUCAAGUUUGAUUCUCUGAGCACAAUGGUUAAUGGGGUUUUGGGACAGACAUACAAGCCAAACUACCAAAGCAGAGUAAAAUUGUCAGCUGCCAUGCCGAUCAUGGGAGGGGCACAUAAGUUUGCCACUUCACAUCUCUUUGCCACGGAUUGCGUGGUUUCCAACUUUGGUUUGAAGGAGAAGACGCUUGGGGGCGGAGAACCAUUGAGCUUUGAAUGUGGAGGUGGAUCCGGAGGGAAAGAAUGUUCGAAGUAUUCCAUUGUACUUGCAAUGUCGCAUAGAGCUGCUGCAUAUUUGCUCCUCUUUGUACUUUGCAUAGCAUGUCCCACUACUCAAAGGAUUUCUGCUUCUCAGGAGUCGAUAUCAUUCAAUCCAUCUAAGCCUAACAAAGCGCUCUAA
Messenger RNA from Durio zibethinus, 1089 nucleotides. Lineage: Eukaryota; Viridiplantae; Streptophyta; Magnoliopsida; Malvales; Malvaceae. The record is from RefSeq and is a predicted model, not a curated record.